Molecule: messenger RNA, 2788 nt
Organism: Rhodamnia argentea
Lineage: Eukaryota; Viridiplantae; Streptophyta; Magnoliopsida; Myrtales; Myrtaceae
Product: cell division control protein 48 homolog C
Exons: 10
Coding region: 90-2579 (829 amino acids)
Biological process (GO): ribosome biogenesis
Cellular component (GO): nucleus
Molecular function (GO): ATP hydrolysis activity; ATP binding; preribosome binding
Source: RefSeq, a predicted model, not a curated record
CUUCGUACUUCCCUUCCUCCUUCCUCCUACAGUUCGCUCCUGUGGCCGCCGCUUCUAGUUCUCAUUGAUUUGACACGACGGCGCCUAGAAUGCGAAGAAGACUACGCGGCGGCAGUUCGCCGCCGUCGGCAUUCGUGGUGAACAGGAAACUCCUUUCCCGGCGACUAGGGUCGUACAAGCACGAUUGCUCGACCGUGGAAGACCUCGUCAAGCGUCUCUGCGGGGACUUCCCCGAGUACCGGCGAAUCAAGCGACAUCCCUUCGCGAACGCCGUUCGGGAAACCCUGGAGUUACUGAAUGAGAAGGAGCGAAAUGAGCGCCAGCAGUUGCGGUCGCCGAGCUCCCAUGAGGGCAGCGACGAUGACGAUGACGAGCACGAGCUCGGAAGAGUCGAUUCCUCGAGAAGGAAGUCGAGGAGGACGGACGUGAUGGAGGACAGGCUGCAGCGGUUCGAAAACGAUUACAUUAGGAGGAAACGACCGCGGAGCAGCCAGGAGGAUUCGUCGACUGAGCCGGACGAUGACGAUGAUGAAGGCGAAGAAGACGGUGCUGUAUCGACAUCGGAGGAUGCGAUUUACGAGCAGAAGAUGGAGCCGGAGUUCGACUUGAUGAAAUCCAUGCUCCGGGGGAGCUACGUCGGCGAGGCGAAGCGUAACAAAGCUAAGCAAGACGAGAAAGAUCGACAAGAGAAGAAUAUUGAGGUAGAGGUUGCGACUAAGAAGCCUAGGAGAGUCAUUGAUAUGACGAAUGCGGGUGAUGAGAAGGCGGUAGCGGGAGUGAAGGGCGUAGGUUCAGCUUGGAAUGAGGGGGUGACGGUGAAGGGGAAGGAAGGCCCGAGGUUUAGGGAUUUGGGAGGGAUGAAGGAAGUCUUGGAAGAGCUGAAGAUGGAGGUGAUUGUGCCGUUGUAUCACCCGCAGUUGCCGAGGAUGCUCGGGGUUAGUCCGAUGGCGGGGAUUUUGUUGCACGGACCGCCUGGUUGCGGCAAGACCAAGUUAGCCCACGCCAUCGCCAAUGAGACUGGCGUUCCCUUUUACAAGAUUUCCGCGUCUGAAAUAGUUUCCGGAGUCUCUGGUGCAUCAGAAGAAAACAUCCGGGACCUCUUUUUGAAGGCACACAAGACAGCACCAUCGAUUGUAUUCAUUGAUGAGAUUGAUGCGAUCGCCUCAAAGCGAGAAAAUCUUCAGAGAGAAAUGGAGAGACGGAUUGUGACACAAUUGAUGACUUGUAUGGAUGAAUCGCACAGGCCAGGAAAAUCAACUGAUAAGAAUGCAGACACAGAGAGCUCUGAUAUGAAGCCUGGCUAUGUUCUUGUAAUUGGCGCAACCAAUAGGCCUGAUGCUGUUGACCCUGCAUUAAGGAGGCCUGGACGCUUUGAUCGUGAGAUUGGUUUAGGCGUUCCAGACGAAAAUGCCAGGGUUGAGAUCCUUUCAGUGAUCACACGUACCCUUAAACUUGAGGGAUCUUUUAAUUUUCUUAAAAUAGCAAGAUCUACUCCUGGCUUUGUUGGUGCAGACUUGGCAGCGCUUGCUAACAAGGCUGGCAACCUUUCCAUGAAGAGAAUUUUGGAUGAAAGAAAACUUGAAUUAUCUAAAAAUUCUAUAGAGGUAGAUAGUAUUGAUGAAUGGUGGCGGCAACCUUGGUUACCUGAGGAAAUGGAGAAGCUCGCUAUUAGUAUGGCUGAUUUUGAGGAGGCAUUGAAAAUGAUCCAACCUUCUUCUAGAAGGGAGGGAUUUUCUGCAAUCCCUAAUGUUAAAUGGGAAGAUGUCGGAGGUCUUGACUCCUUGAGGCAGGCAUUUGACCGGUAUAUUGUUAGACGUAUAAAAUAUCCUGAGGAGUAUGAGGAGUUUGGAGUGGAUCUAGAGACGGGGUUUCUGCUUUUUGGGCCUCCUGGUUGUGGUAAAACUCUGAUUGCCAAGGCAGUUGCCAAUGAGGCAGGAGCUAACUUUAUUCACAUCAAGGGCCCUGAGCUAUUGAACAAGUAUGUUGGAGAAAGUGAGCUGGCAAUUCGAACAUUGUUUAGCCGUGCUAGGACUUGUGCGCCAUGCAUACUUUUCUUUGAUGAGGUGGAUGCUUUAACAAAGCAGCGUGGCACAGAAGGUGGAUGGGUCGUUGAGCGACUGUUGAAUCAGUUGCUUAUAGAGCUAGAUGGUGCAGAUCAUCGACGUGGCGUUUUUGUGAUUGGGGCCACAAAUAGAAUUGAGGUUAUAGACAGUGCUCUCUUGCGUCCUGGAAGGUUUGGAAAACUUCAUUAUGUUCGCUUGCCAACUGCUGAUGAGCGUGGUUUGAUUUUGAAAGCCCUAGGGAGGAAGAAGCCUGUUGAUGCCGGUGUGGAUUUAGAUGCCAUCGGGCAGAUGGAGGCCUGUCAGAAUCUAAGUGGCGCUGAUCUUGCUGCAUUGGUCAAUGAAGCUGCAAUGCUUGCUCUCGAAGAGAAGUUGACUUCGUCGGGUCAGCAUUUGGAUUCUCCAUGCACCAUAAAGGCAGCUCAUUUUGAGCAAGCCCUAACUAAAAUUUCUCCCUCUGUAUCAAAGAUGGACAUAAAAGUUUAUGAGAAAUUGGCCAAGGAAUUAAAUGCGGCAUGAGAUAAAGCAGUAUUUGGAGCUUGUCGGCAGGCAACUACAGUUUUGAUCAAUAUUGAGUGUAAGGAAUUCAAUUUUUGUGUAGAUUAUAUUGCAGUUGUUGGGAAUUGAUAAGCUGUGCGAUAACUUGGUUUGUCAUAUAUUAUUACUCAGACAGUGGAGAAAGUUAUCAUAAUGUUGUCGAUAUGAAAUAUUUUUACUUUGGUGUUGCA